Jaculus jaculus (lesser Egyptian jerboa) is the source of this 1632-nucleotide messenger RNA. RefSeq names its product intestinal-type alkaline phosphatase. The transcript is spliced from 11 exons. Lineage: Eukaryota; Metazoa; Chordata; Mammalia; Rodentia; Dipodidae. Gene Ontology annotation, biological process: dephosphorylation. Bases 1 to 1632 code for a protein of 543 amino acids. The record is from RefSeq and is a predicted model, not a curated record. Gene Ontology annotation, cellular component: plasma membrane. Gene Ontology annotation, molecular function: alkaline phosphatase activity.
AUGCAGGGAGCCUGGGUACUACUGCUGCUGGGCCUCCGGCUACAGCUGUCCCGUGGCGUCAUCCCAGUGGAGGAGGAGAACCCAGCCUUCUGGAACCGUAAGGCGGCUGAGGCCCUGGACGCCGCCAAGAAGCUGCAGCCCAUUCAAACCUCGGCCAAGAACCUCAUCAUCUUCCUGGGAGACGGGAUGGGAGUGCCCACAGUGACAGCCACCCGGAUCCUAAAGGGACAGAGGGAAGGCCAUCUGGGGCCCGAGACGCCGUUGGCCAUGGACCACUUCCCAUACAUGGCUCUGUCCAAGACAUACAGCGUGGACAGACAGGUCCCGGACAGCGCAAGCACGGCCACAGCCUACCUGUGCGGGGUCAAGGCCAACUACAAGACCAUCGGCUUGAGUGCGGCUGCCCGCUUUGACCAGUGCAACACGACCUUUGGCAAUGAGGUCCUCUCCGUGAUGUACCGCGCCAAGAAAGCCGGGAAGUCCGUGGGUGUGGUGACCACCACCCGGGUGCAGCACGCCUCUCCAGCGGGCACCUAUGUCCACACGGUGAACCGCAACUGGUACGGGGAUGCCGACAUGCCCGCCUCAGCGCUGCAAGAGGGCUGCAAGGACAUCGCCACACAGCUCAUCUCCAACAUGGACAUAAAUGUGAUUCUUGGUGGGGGCCGAAAAUACAUGUUCCCUAAGGGGACCCCAGACCCCGAGUAUCCGAAUGAUGCUAACGAGACCGGAACCAGGCUGGACGGACGGAACCUCGUGGUGGAGUGGCUGACAAAGCGUCAGGGGGCCCGGUACGUUUGGAACCGUGAAGAGCUUAUUCAGGCCAGCCAGGACCCAUCAGUGACAUAUCUCAUGGGCCUCUUUGAGCCUGUAGACACAAAAUUCGAGAUCUACCGAAACCCUGAGCUGGAUCCAUCCCUGAAGGACAUGACAGAGGCGGCCCUGAAAGUGCUGAGCAGGAACCCCCGGGGUUUCUACCUCUUUGUGGAGGGAGGCCGCAUCGACCGUGGUCAUCAUCUGGGCACAGCUUACCUGGCACUGACCGAGGCUGUCAUGUUCGACUCUGCCAUUGACAGGGCGAGCCAGCUCACCAAUGAGAAGGACACGCUGACCAUCGUCACUGCUGACCACUCCCAUGUCUUCUCCUUUGGCGGCUACACAUAUCGGGGGUCCUCUAUCUUUGGCCUGGCCCCCCUCAAGGCAGUGGACGGCAAGUCCUACACCUCCAUCCUGUACGGGAACGGCCCUGGCUACGUGCUCAACUCAGGCAACCGGCCCAAUGUCACCGAAGUUGAAAGCAGCGACCCCGCGUACCGGCAGCAGGCGGCGGUGCCCGUGGCGUCGGAGACGCACGGCGGCGAGGACGUGGCGGUUUUCGCGCGCGGCCCGCAGGCGCACCUGGUGCACGGCGUGCAGGAGCAGAACUACAUCGCGCACGUCAUGGCCUUCGCGGGCUGCCUGGAGCCCUACGCGGACUGCGGGCUGCCGCCCCCUGCCGGCCACAACGAGGGCCCCGGCCAGAGCAGCACCCAAGCCCCUGUCCAGAGCAGCGCCCUGGGCCCAGGCCUGACCACUGCCCCUCUCACCCUGCCGCUGCUGGCCGGGCUGCUGCUGCUGCUUCUAGGGCCCUGA